Messenger RNA from Acaulospora colombiana, 211 nucleotides. NCBI's taxonomy places the organism in Eukaryota, Fungi, Glomeromycota, Glomeromycetes, Diversisporales, Acaulosporaceae. The record is from the annotation of a GenBank genome assembly.
GCCCAAAAUGCGAUGAGGGUUCCGCCACCGAGCGAACAAGGAAAGGCGCAAAACCUAAAGCCGUCUAAUUUGCCUUUUUUUGUAACGAAGGGGAACUCCUUGAACGAGGACACCAUCCUUUUGAUGAACAGCCGGCUCUUUGUUGUUGAUAUUUGGAACGUGUGUGGAGGACGUGUUGAUGCAAUUGGUGGAAUUCGCAUGAAAGAUAAAA